AUGUCGACUUAUGAAAGGACUCAAAGGACAUUAGAUAAAACAAAAUGUAUUAAAUGUAACAAGUUUCUUCGUAAACUAUCUGGAAAGAAAAAAGUUGUAAACAUUGAGAAUGAGGCAAAGGAUUUUUCAAAAAUUUUUGGUGAAUCCAUAGUUAUUGGUGAUAUAAUAUGUUGUAAAUGUAUGGCACAGUUUCGCCUUCACAAACAUAAAGAGAAGUUAAAAUUACAAAAUAAUCCUCAAGAAAAUAUCUAUGACAAUCUUAAUAGAUCAGAAUCUUCGCAGACUACUGUUACGUCUUCUCAGACAUCUACAGAAGAUCAAACAAUAGUUUUUAAGUCUUCAAGUUCAAAGAUGGAUUUUCAAUUCACGGAAAUGCCAUUUAAUAGAACAGUUAUAUCACAUACAUAUUGCUGUCUCUGUAGUGGAAAAACAAACUUAAUUGUUGUUCCAUUUGAAGCUCGUAUGCAAGUUUUUCAAGAGAGAAGAGUAUUUAUUCCUAAAGGCAAUCGCUGUUGCUCUAAUCAUUUAAUUAAAAAACGCUUCUUUGAGGAAGAGCUACAGUUAAUACGAAUAUAUUCAAACAGAAGUAUGAUAGAAGUCAUAGAAAUAGUGAAAUUAUUAGAAUAUAUGUCUGUUAAAAGUAAUUUCGAGAUUAAAGACAAAAUUGGUGAUUUUUCUCUUUCGGAAGAGCGCAUUAAAACAUUCACAGGUUUAACAUGGAAAAACUUGAUUCAAUUAAAAAAAAUGAUGACUUCAAUAAGAAAUUCCGAAUGCCGAAAUAUCCUGCAAGCUAUUGUUAUAUUUUUAUUUAAAUUAUGCAGCGGUAAUUCGAACAGUAUGAUUGCCGCUAUUCUGGGACUUCAGUAUGACCAGCAAGUAUCAAUGUGUUCAGAAUCGGUGAUAAAAUCUUUUGAAAAAGAUAUUUUACCUAUUUAUUUUGGCUUUAAAGCAUUUUCUCGAAACGAUCUUAUUCAAAAUCACACAUCAGUUAUGGCCAGGAAGCUAUAUGACAUCAAAGAAGAUCAGUUGGUGUUGAUUUGUGAUGGAACGUAUCUACAACACGAAAAGAGUUCGAAUAAUGAGUACCAACGGAAAUCAUUUUCAGUUCAAAAGAAGAUGCCAUUAUGCAAACCGUUUACGAUUUGUACAACAGAUGGUUUUAUUGUUGAUACACUAGGUCCAUUUUAUGCAAAUCAAAAUGAUGCACAAAUUAUGAAAAUAAUUAUGUCAGAUCCAAAUGGUUUAAGAAGCCUGCUAAGAAAAUGUGAUAUUUUUAUACUUGAUCGAGGCUUUCGUGAUGUUAAACAAUAUUUAGAAGAACAAGGUUACCAAGUACUCAUGCCUGCAUUGAAAGGCCAACGUUCUCAACUGACUACGGAAGAAUCUAAUGAAUCACGUCGUAUAACAAAACUUCGCUGGCCUGUUGAAGCAGUCCACGGAGUAAUUGGUCAAAAAUACCGUCUUCUACAUCACAAGUUAGAUAACAAACUGCUUCCCAAAGCAGGAUCAUAUUGCCGGAUAGCUUGUUUUCUAAAUAAUACGUUUGGAAAACGUUUCAAUUCAGAUGUAGAUUUAUCUGAUGAGAUUGUAGCUCAAAUUAAAUCUAGAGCAAGUGUCGAAAAUACAUUAGCCUUGGAAGUAGAGACACAAAGAUGGAGUAGCCGAAAAUUACCGUUUCAGCCACUGAUAUCGACUCAUUUACUCGAUUUCCCAGAAAUGACAGAAAAAGAUUUAAAAAUUUUUUUCACAGGAUCCUAUCAAUUAUCUCAAUCAAUAUCUUACUUGGCGGAAAUAAUGAAUCAAAAUAAUAUUAAUCUCCAUUACCUUAAAAAGAAGAAUGACAUAAUCAAAGUUCAAAUCAGAUCACGACAUGUCAACAAAAAGAGGUAUAAUUGCUACAUCCAUUAUGCUCCAAAUACUAUUGGUUACAACGGUAUUUUACGCUACUUUUGUGAAUGUGCAAAUGGCAGAUGCACGAUUGGAUGCUGCUCGCACGUGGCUGCAAUUAUAUAUUAUUUAUCUCACGCUAGAUACUUAUCUAAAAUUAUUAGACCUGCAGAGAUUUUAAGUCGUCUCUUUAAUGUUGAAGAAGUAAAUCCUGUAAUCAAUGACGAUAGCGAUGAAGAUUAA
Messenger RNA from Solenopsis invicta (red fire ant), 2130 nucleotides. RefSeq lists its product as uncharacterized. The coding region runs from base 1 to 2130 and encodes 709 amino acids. Lineage: Eukaryota; Metazoa; Arthropoda; Insecta; Hymenoptera; Formicidae. The transcript has a single exon. The record is from RefSeq and is a predicted model, not a curated record. Gene Ontology annotation, molecular function: zinc ion binding.